CUUUCAGCCGCAUGGAUGUGAGACUUGGAGAGUACAAUAUUGUGGAAGAUGAAGCGAGCGAGCAGAUUAAAAAACCUGAAAAAAUAAUUGUCCAUGAAUACUACAACUCUUGGCUUUUGGAUAAUGAUAUCAUGCUCAUCAAGCUGGCAACACCUGUCACUAUUGAUGCAAGUGUCUCACCUAUCCCUUUGAGUAAUGGAUGUGCAGCAGUUGGUACUAGUUGCUUGAUUUCGGGAUGGGGCAAUACUCUCAGCAAUGGUGUAUACUACCCUGAUCUUCUGCAGUGCCUGAAUGCACCAAUCCUAAGUGAUGAGGAAUGCAAUGAUGCUUACCCAGGACAAAUUACCCCAAAUAUGGUCUGUGUUGGAUACCUAGAGGGUGGCAAAGACUCUUGUCAGGGAGAUUCUGGUGGCCCCGUGGUUUGUAAUGGAGUGCUCCAGGGCAUUGUCUCCUGGGGGAUAGGUUGUGCCCUGCCUGGCUAUCCUGGAGUCUACACCAAAGUCUGCAGAUACAUCGACUGGAUCAAUGCAAACAUAGCUGCCAACUGAAAGCGAUGCUUUCCUCUUAAUGUGAUUCAUCUUGAUAGAGAAUGAAAUGAAA
Molecule: messenger RNA, 600 nt
Organism: Pantherophis guttatus
Lineage: Eukaryota; Metazoa; Chordata; Lepidosauria; Squamata; Colubridae
Product: anionic trypsin-like
Biological process (GO): proteolysis
Molecular function (GO): serine-type endopeptidase activity
Source: RefSeq, a predicted model, not a curated record